ACCCACGCACCAAUCUAAACACGUAUGUAGAUAUAAAUGUUAUUGUUUGAUCAUAAUUCUACUUUUUUUGAGAAAUCGUGCAGUCAGUUCAGUGGUAUCCUCUCCUCUGUGUCUGUGUGUGUGCGUGCGUGCUCAGCUGACAGACCACUGAUGAGUCUGGUGUAGCGGUGAAAUCGGUGCGCUCGCCGCUGCACCGCAGCCGCUGUUGCUGCAGGGGGAGCAUCCGUCCAACAGCCUGCAGUGUUGCGAUGCGCGGCCGCUCCGUCUCUGCGCCGCUUCCCCCCACAUAAUUCCGUUUUCAAGACCUCCGAGGAACAGAUCCGUGAGAGAGGGGCGAGCUCCGUGCAGCAGGGAGGUGAAAGAGUCUGCAGUGUGCGUCUUAACUGAGAUGGAGAAGGUGCUUGCUCAUUUCCACAAAUGUUUACAUGGUUUCUGGAGAUGCAGGUGUCAACAGAGGUUUUCCUUUCAAUGAUUGGAUAGAGGCAGUGAGGUUCCAGGAUGCGGUCCAUGAGGAAGACGGUGUUGCUAGUCAUCCUGGUAUCUGUGGUGCUAGUACUGGCUCUCCUCCAUUCGUGGCCCACUCGGGGUUACACCACAGUGGAUGUUUGGCAGCGACCAGCGUUUAUAGUAGAGAGGCAUCUGGAAGAGAGGGUCCCUGAGUCAGACCAUCGAUUGAGCAAUAUUCCCUUCCAUGUAAGGGAUAAUGUGGCGAGUUUGCUGGCACGUAAUGGAUGCAUAUGUGAGGGCGAAAGUGGGGGGGUAAACCUACCGUUCGCACAACUCUUGUUCCCUCGGGUGUCAGCUCACCCGCUGCACACUGCCUUCGAGGCUUCAGAGCUGGAGGAGAUGAAGAGGAGACGGGCUAAAGAGUACAGCAGCUUUCAGACGAGGUCAAAGACCCCUGCAGAUCUACUCAUUAUUGCUGAGGCUAACAGCCCCUUGCAGUAUCCGACACAGGGGGUGGAAGUACGACCCCUGAAAACAAUCAUCAUCCCAGGCUUGGCCUUACAUGACCUUCCCAGAGAUAAUUACUCAAUAAACAUCACUGCCACGCUGGGAACUCUAAAUGUGGCGGCGGAGGUAGACGAGGUGAAAAUCAAAGGUGAUGGCGAGAUGCACAUGACUCUUUCCAGCCGCCUGCUGCCGAACAUGAAUCGACAGCUGCAGUUCAUCACCUACACUAACACGCUGUUUCAUCCCAGCACGGCAGACACAGUGCAGCUUGAGACAGAGGGACAUCAAGCUGUCUUCAGCAUCAAGAUCCGACACGGAACAACACCUAAACUGUACAACACUGGAUCCAAAGGAGAGUACAACGUCAGCGCCCUCGUGACAAUAGCGACAAAAACGUUCCUGCGUUACGAUAAGCUUAAAGAUCUUAUCGACAGCAUCAGAAGAUACUACCCUACUGUUACCAUAGUUAUCGCUGAUGACAGUGAAAAUCCCCAAACCAUCUCUGGGCCUUACAUCGAACAUUACAUCAUGCCCUUUGGAAAGGGUUGGUUUGCCGGCCGAAACCUGGCCGUGUCCCAAGUGACCACGAAGUACGUACUGUGGGUGGAUGAUGACUUCAUCUUCACAGCCAACACCAAGCUGGAGAAGCUUGUGGAUGUUUUAGAAAGGACCACUCUGGAUCUAGUGGGCGGUGCAGUGCGGGAGGCCACGGGGUACACCGCCACCUACCGUCAAACCAUCUCCAUUGAGCCAGGAGAGGAAGAUGGUGACUGUUUACACAUGAGGAGAGGAUUUCAUCACGUCAUCGAAGGCUUCCCCAACUGCGUUGUGACUGACGGGGUCAUCAACUUCUUUUUAGCUCGCACAGACAAAGUCCAGCAGGUCGGCUUUGACCCACGCCUCGCCAGGGUCGCUCAUCUGGAGUUUUUCAUCGAUGGCCUCGGCUCUCUCCAUGUGGGCUCGUGCGAUGACGUCAUUGUCAAUCACGCAACCAAAAUCAAACUUCCCUGGGUAAGCCAGUCAGAGAGCGACAAGACCUACGCCAAGUUCCGUUACCCGUCAGCCUCCUCUGAUGCCACGCACACCAAAAACGGCCUCCUGUACUUCAAGAAUCGGUUUCAGUGCUUGACUCAUAAUUAGCUUCCCCUCUCCUCUUUUUCUCGAAGGUUCCUCCGCUCUCCCCGAGUUGCCAAAGAAGUUCUCCUCCCCCAGGCCCUCUCAGAUAAGAUUUUGGUUUGCCUUCUCUUGAGAACCUUGAAAUUAUUUUUCCAGCUUCAGCCUUUAGAGCAGUUUUAGCAUGUUUUAUCUGUCAGUGCACAGCUCUGCAGUGAGCUGAAAAGUCCUCUAGCAUCUAGAAGCCCAACAGAAAAGUUUAGGUUUCCUCAUUGGUGUGAAGACAGGAGAAAUUCAGCUGCUGUGCCCAGUAACAUCUCGAGUCAUAAAAGGAUCAUGCUCAUACCCUCCACAAAGACCAGGCUUUGGGAGAACCUAACAGGUAGCAGCCAGUGUAACUUCAUUGUCAUCCUGUUCUGGGUAGAUGUGCAUGUGUUCUCCUUCGAUUUGCACUAGCCGAAUAUAGACUUGAGCUUGGAACAAGGUCUUUCUGUCAGUGACAACAAGCCCUUCAGUAAAGUGACAGAGUUGCAGACUCGGAGCUCCAGUGUGACCUUCUUGCCAAUGCCACAUGAAGAACGUGUUCCAAGUCUUUUCAUUUGUUGGGUUCUGGUACUGACUGGCCGUGCCAAAGGUUUGGAUGCUGCUAGCUCUGGGGUGCUUUUAUCUGUGUGUGCAAUAUGGUUUUACUGCCCAUUACCCAGAAUCCUUUUGUGUCACCCAUGGAGAGAUAAGUCAGAUCUGAGGAGGAGAAACUUUUGGUCCCAGUUCAUCAGGUGUUACCUGGUAGCGGGAGCAGCCGUAAUUGUCGUCUUCUGCUGUUUGUCUGUUUCCCCAACAAGCAUCUGAGGAAAACGAGACUUUUGAGUGCUCACCACCGGAUCUUUACAUGUUGCCCAAAAGAAACGUUGGUUGAACUAAAGUACUUAUUAAUUUCACAUCAUUAUGAAAAGAGGACGGGGAAGGGGGGGGCGCUGUAAGAGAGGAAAGGAGAUGAAGCAAGAAUACAGAGUUUUUAUACUGAAACUCCUCUUUGGAGCACUCCUGCAUGUCAGAGACUCAAGUGGUGAUGCUGUUCUUUUAUACCAUGGCCUUUAGAUGGCGCCCUUGUAUCACUGUAUUUGUUUCCUAAGCAAGUUUUUUAACUUUUUUUUGUUAGCAAUAAGGUGCCAGAGAUUUAUCAACAGUUUUUUUUUAAUCCCCAAGAGAAAUAUCGACUUAUUUGUAACUAUUUUAUUUAUUAAUUUAUUAAUAAUUUGUUUGCCUUUUAUUAGAUAGAACAGUGAAGAGAGACAGGUAAGCAGGGGGAUGUCGGGUCAGAAAGCAGCACAUCGGAAUCGAACCUGAUCUGCUUAGCUCGUGAGCUACACCGGCAUCCGUUUGCGACUAUUAAUUCAUUUCUAUUUUUCACCAAAAGUGACGUUCGUUCUGUUGAUGGAAGAAACUAGCAGCAGUGGUCCUGCUGCUUGGUUUGUAUGUAGUUGUGUACUGAAGAAUUUGUCUCACAUUUUAAUUUGUAAGUGUUGACAGAUGUAUAAUUUUUUUUAACAGUGAUGUUUAUUGUGUGGACACAGAAAUCAUUUGUUGCCUGCUUCACCCACCCACCCCCACACCCAAAACAUUAUGAGCAUUAUGAGAGUUUUUACAUUCAUUUCAAAUGUUAUAAAAAAUGUCUGUGGGAAAAAAAAGAAAUCUUGUGUU
Oreochromis aureus is the source of this 3768-nucleotide messenger RNA. It is a transcript of the gene b4galnt1b, whose product is annotated as beta-1,4-N-acetyl-galactosaminyl transferase 1b. The transcript has 12 exons. NCBI's taxonomy places the organism in Eukaryota, Metazoa, Chordata, Actinopteri, Cichliformes, Cichlidae. Gene Ontology annotation, cellular component: Golgi membrane. The coding region runs from base 499 to 2094 and encodes 531 amino acids. The record is from RefSeq and is a predicted model, not a curated record. Gene Ontology annotation, molecular function: hexosyltransferase activity. Gene Ontology annotation, biological process: ganglioside biosynthetic process.